AUGAGUACGUCCGAGAUUUUUCUCGGUGGGAUGACACUAAUCCUACUUUAUGCUGGAUGUCGUGGGGCUAUUAUAUGUGACGGGCACACUGUCGCUUUCGUCGACGACAACCAUCGCACGUUGUACCGGAAACUACUUAUUGCGCUCUUGUACAUUGUCUGGGCGUCUGAUACAGGAGCCUACGUUAUUGGCAAAGUCCUGGACUACUUCCACUACCCGUACUACAACCCUUUAGCCGCGCACUUGUCCAAGAACAAAGAUUAUGAAGGUACGCUCGGCGCGAUCCUCUUCGGUAUCGUAACCAUGGCAGUAGCCUCCACACUAUUGGACUUACCAGGCUCUUUCGGCCUGAAAGUUGGCUUUACGAUUUUAGCGGUUGUUGUCGGGCGAUUGGGAGAUUUGUUCGAGAGCUUAUUGAAGCGAGCCGCAGGUGUCAAAGACUCCGGGACACUGAUCCCAGGCCACGGAGGCGUACUGGAUCGGAUUGAUGCACUCAUGUUCGCUGCGAUCGUCUUCUCACGCUACUACGCAUUGCAGUCGUGAGAUAGGAGUGAAAAACCACGUAUCUAACGCUUAUAGCCAUUUUAGCAUUGUUCUGUCAGUUAAAUGUCGCUAAAAUAUAUUUUUUA
This is a messenger RNA of Phytophthora infestans T30-4, 629 nucleotides long. Its product is annotated as cytidylyltransferase. Gene Ontology annotation, cellular component: plasma membrane. Gene Ontology annotation, molecular function: phosphatidate cytidylyltransferase activity. The transcript is spliced from 2 exons. Gene Ontology annotation, biological process: CDP-diacylglycerol biosynthetic process. NCBI's taxonomy places the organism in Eukaryota, Oomycota, Peronosporomycetes, Peronosporales, Peronosporaceae. The coding region runs from base 1 to 543 and encodes 180 amino acids. The record is from RefSeq and is a predicted model, not a curated record.